AUGGACAACCAACAGCCUGUGAUAUAUUCUCUUUUGCCAAACUCCGAGCGUCUCCGACAUAUAAGAGAACAUGUUAUCCAUGAUAUUAAUGACAUCUGGCAAGAUGGAGAUGUUUCCGAGCAGAUUGAACACUUCAAAUACAAACAGGAACUCAAAAAGAAGUUCUCAUUUGGCUCCAUCAUUGGUCUGGGGUUUUCCCUCAUGAACGUUCCUUUUGGAAUUUCCUCGACCUUGUCAAUUGGGCUUGUUUGCGGCUCCAGCUUUACCAUACUUUGGGGUUGGGUUCUUUUCUCGUUGUUCACCCUCUUCAUAUCGCUGUCCCUGGGUGAGAUUUCCGGGAAAUUUCCCAGCUCCGGAGGUGUCUAUCAUUACAGCAGCAUACUUGCCAAUGAAAAAUACGCAUUGGCAAGUUCUUGGUUUACCGGAUGGUAUCUGGUACUAGGGAAUUGGCUGAUGUUCAUCUCGUACGCAUUUGGAGGGAGUCAGUUUAUUCUUUCAAUUUUGGGUAUCAAAAGUCAAGACUACAAGCACGAUGACUUGUUUGUUCUGUUGCUCUACUUUCUAAUUAUCACUCUUAGUGGGCUGGUGAAUCUCAAAUUCCAACGACAACUUGAGAAGAUCAAUAAGUUAUGCAUUUACUGGACCAUAUACACGGUUCUGGUGAUGGAUUUUCUGCUACUAAUAUUCAGUACAGAUUUCCACGAUGUCAAAUAUAUUUUAACUAAUUUCGAUGCUUCCAGAAGCGGCUGGCCUGCAGUGAUUGCAUUUUUUGUUGGUGGUAUUCAGUUUUCCUCGCUUACGUUCAAUGGUUAUGGAAUGAUUGUCUCCAUGAGUGAGGAAGUGCAAACUCCUGAAAAAACGAUACCACGUGGUCUGUUAGUCUCUGUGUUGGUCAGCAGUCUGACAGGCCUCAUAUUCAUCAUCCCAAUUUUGAGUAUUCUUCCUGAUCUCGAGCUUCUUCUAGAUCAAAACCCCGAUAUCUUUCCUAUUGAUAUCGUGUUCAAACUGUCGACAAAGUCUAUUUUGGUCUCAUUUGUCUUGGUGAUCCUCAUUAUCGGCUCUUCAACGUUCGCUACUAUUGGCUCGCUCACCACAGCCUCUAGAACUGUGUACGCCUUGGGAAGAGAUCGCGGAUUACCUUUCAAUCAGCUUUGGGAGCAAGUUGAUACCAUGUCGGACGAGGAAAUAGUCCCCAAAAAUGCUCUUUUGCUUUCCGUUGCAGUCUCGUUUUUGCUUGGCACGUUCUCAAUGGUCUCCAGUACUGCAUUCAAUGCGUUUGUGGGAUGUGCUGUCGUGUCGUUGAAUGCUGCUAAUGGAAUACCGAUACUCUCUUCCAUUCUCAACAAGAGACGCAAAAUCCGUGGAUCUGCUUUCAAGUUGCGCAAGCUGGGCUAUGUCAUCAACGGCUUUAGCGUGGUAUUCAUUUUGCUUACCAUUGUUGUUCUUUGCAUGCCUCCUUCAAGAUAUAUCGAUAUUACCACUAUGAAUUAUGCUGUCGCUGUCUUCGGUUUGUUCACCCUCAUGAUUGCUGUCUUGUACUAUGUCUGGGGAAGACACAAUUUCCACGGCCCAUUGCUCGAUACCGAUGAACAGGCUGAAAUUGCAGCUCUGGCUACCGCCCUCGAAAACGUUCAGUCUACCCAGGAGCAAGAUCAAGACGAUGAUCAGUUUGUUCUUGAAGACAGCGAGUACAUUUCGCACAAAACUCCACCUCUUGAUGAUGACACUGAUACCCUCUUUGACAUCUCUCAAAGCCAAGCAUCCUCUUCAGAUCAACCAAUAUUCGAUCCGAAGCCUAAAGACUCCAACUAA
Messenger RNA from Ogataea parapolymorpha DL-1, 1812 nucleotides. Its product is annotated as Protein involved in excretion of putrescine and spermidine. Gene Ontology annotation, biological process: transmembrane transport. NCBI's taxonomy places the organism in Eukaryota, Fungi, Ascomycota, Pichiomycetes, Pichiales, Pichiaceae. The record is from RefSeq and is a predicted model, not a curated record. Bases 1 to 1812 code for a protein of 603 amino acids. The transcript has a single exon. Gene Ontology annotation, molecular function: transmembrane transporter activity. Gene Ontology annotation, cellular component: membrane.